AUUUAUUUUUUGUUUGUAAUAGGGUUGAAACACGAAUUUUUAUUUGUGAAUACUGGCAGUGAUAUUACCUCAUGAGGGUUAAAUCUAUUACACUUUUGAGAAAGCACUGUUUUUACUACACUGUUUUUAUGUGUGCUCCAAGGCUAAAUACGUGUAAUUUAGAGGUUAUAUAAAGCCAUUUUAUCAAAUGGUCGUGAGACGACUACAACAAGGAAGACGGAAAUCGUGUCUGUUUCCUGACAGUCAUCAAGCAGUGGGCGAGGCCUCCACAUGCCACGAAAUAAAAACAGGUGUCCCACAUCACUGCAGUGACAACUUUCAUGCUCAUCUGACAGAGAUGCUUUUUCCUGCCUUCCUCGUGCUGGCCGUCUGCCUCGCACCUGGACACUCGGGACCCACCGCAUACCUUGGUAGUUCUUUCCUUGAAGAAUGCUUUGAAGAAGCCAAAAAGAUUGUUGACGAUGCCUACACAUACUCCAGAGCAGAGAGUCUUAGGCGAGUGCGCAAGGAGGUUGUGAGUCCUCACGAUGCUCUGCGUCUGUUGAAGCAGCCUCGUGGGGAUACACGGUCCUCUGUGAGGGCCGCAGACUACAUGGCACAGACGCUUUACCUCGUGCAGGAGAGGGUCCACCGCAUCCACAAGCGCUCCCUCAAUGCAACAGAUUUGCUCUCUGCGGAGGAUCUCGAGAGGCUGAGCAUGAUAACGGGAUGCGCCGCUCAAACCAGACCUCCUCCCUGCAGCAGCACGCAAAACCUUGACAAAUAUCGCACUGCUACAAGCGUUUGCAAUAACCGACAGAACCCUCGCCUAGGGGCCUCAAACACCCCCUUCACCCGUUGGCUUCUCGCCGAGUACGAUGACGGCAUCUCGGAACCGAAAGGGUGGCAGCCCGACCGAAGAUUUAACAACUUCCUGCUUCCACUGGUUCGCCAGGUGUCCAACAAUAUCCUGAGCACGACAGAUGCGGGUGUGGUCAGCGACGGGGAGUUCUCCCACAUGGUGACCUUAUUCGGCCAGUGGAAUGAUCAUGACCUCACUUUCACGCCCUUCUCGCCCAGCAUCCGCUCUUUCAGCAACGGGAUCAACUGCGACGAGAGCUGUGAGCGCACUGAGCCGUGCAUCCCCAUCCCGAUUCCUCCUGGCGACCCACGCUUGCCAACCGGUCCUGACAGCUGCAUCCCCUCGUUCAGAUCCGCCCCCGUUUGUGGGACGGGAUUUUCGGCCUACAACUUUGGAGGAGUAGCCAACAGGAGGGAGCAGAUCAACGCAUUGACCGCGUUCAUUGACAUGGGCCAGGUCUACGGCUCUGAAACUAAUCUUGCACUCAGCCUCCGGGAUCUCAACAGCGAUGGCCUUAUGCGCGUCAAUUCCGAGUUUAAUGACAACGGACGUGAGCUGCUGCCCUUUCACCCUCUGCCGGUUAACAUGUGUGCCACACGCAGGCGGGUCACCAACGACUCCAACGCCAGAGAGGUCCCUUGUUUCAUUGCGGGUGACGUCCGUGUAGAUGAGAACGUCGCCUUGACUACAAUUCACACAUUGUUCUUGCGCGAACACAACCGUCUAGCCCGUGCUCUGAAAAAUCUGAACCCCCACUGGGACAGUGAGACACUCUACCAAGAGGCCCGCAAAAUCAAUGGAGCUUAUUCACAGGUGUUUGUAAUCCGCGACUAUCUGCCGCACAUUGUGGGGGACGAUGCCAUGCGCAGGCUGCUGGGACCUUACCCUGGUUACAAUCCCGACGUGGACCCAAGGAUCUCCAAUGUCUUCGCCACGGCAGCCUACCGCUUCGCUCACUUGGCCAUCCAGCCCAUGUUGUCACGCCUGGGCCCGGACUACAGAGAAGAUAGUCAGUUCCCCAGUGUUCCCCUGUUCAAAGCCUUCUUCACCCCCUGGAGACUCAUCUUUGAGGGUGGCAUCGACUCGCUGCUGCGUGGUUUGGUUGGCCGACCCGCUAAAUUGAACACUCAAGACCACAUGAUGGUGAACGCUCUGAGGGAAAGGCUCUUUGAGUUUGUGCAGCAUCUGGCGCUGGACCUGGGAUCCCUGAACAUGCAGAGAGGGCGUGACCAUGGCUUGCCCGGCUACAACGCAUGGCGCAGAUUCUGUAACCUGUCUGAACCCAGGAACCAGGCCGAGCUCGCACAGGUCCUGAACAACACCGACCUGGCCCGCAGGUUGCUGCAACUCUACGGGACUCCCGCCAACAUCGACAUCUGGAUGGGGGGUGUGGCGGAGCCCUUUGUCCCCGGCGGCCGUGUGGGGCCUUUGUUCGCCUGCAUCAUCGCCACGCAGUUCCAGAGGAUCCGCCAGGGUGACAGGCUGUGGUACGAGAACCCUGGUGUCUUCACUGCGAGGCAGAGAGCUGCCUUGUCUCUGAGCAGCUUGUCCAGGGUCAUCUGCGACAACACGGGCAUCACAGCCAUCCCCAGAGACCCCUUCGCCGUCAUAUCGAGAAGGAACCGAUUGGUACGGUGCCGCAACGUGCGACGCCUCAACCUGUCGGCGUGGAGAGACAGAGGCUUCUUAGAAAAUGAUCGCUGCCGUAAUCUCGCAUCAGAACCCGAAGAUGAAGACCUUCCAGAUGAGGAGGUUCUUAGCGAUGAGCAGGAUAAUGAGCUUCCACUGGAUGAUCUGGAUAACGAGCUUCCUGAUCUGGCCUGAGCGAGCCUCAGCCACUCGGCACCAUCAUUACCAAGCGCCGGUCUGCACUCAUCGUCCACACCGUCCAAUAAUUCAGUCAAGUCUACACUUCAGGUGAUCUCCAAAGAGCAGAACCAUCAUCGCCAUCUUUCCCUGCACACAAAUACUGCCACCGAGGACUCAGCAUUCUGUCUAAUACACAUCACUGGAGCACAGCGUCCCACAGACACCAGAACUUUUUUUUUUCCUAUCCUCCUUCGUAUGUGUACACAGGCGGCUGGCAAUGAUCAUGCAACAACAUUUGUUCUUUCUGUUACAGGAAUCAAUUUGUCUUAGAUCUGUUUUUAUUGUGAUGAAUAUUUAUGUCCUGUCGAAGUUUAGGCAUGCACAAAGGCUUUUUAUAAUUCUGAUGUUUCUGUUCUGCACCCAAUAAAAAUUGGAGAAAAAAAAAAAA
Syngnathoides biaculeatus (alligator pipefish) is the source of this 3098-nucleotide messenger RNA. RefSeq names its product myeloid-specific peroxidase (gene mpx). Bases 188 to 2665 code for a protein of 825 amino acids. Gene Ontology annotation, biological process: response to oxidative stress. The record is from RefSeq and is a predicted model, not a curated record. Gene Ontology annotation, molecular function: peroxidase activity; heme binding. The transcript has 17 exons. NCBI's taxonomy places the organism in Eukaryota, Metazoa, Chordata, Actinopteri, Syngnathiformes, Syngnathidae.